GGUAAAGUGACCAGAUGUUGGCUGUGUACCGGGACAAUGUAUAAAGAAGGGUCCCUGCUUCAUAUUCCUUUUGGGAUUGGACGUGUUAAUCUAAAACGUGGCUUGCCUCGGGAUACCAGUGAACCAGAUGAGCCUUUGAAUGAUGGCUACAGAAUCACUGUCAACUUUUUAAUUCAAGAAUUGUAUUGAAUUCAAAUUAAACAAUUUGGCAUGGUUAUAUUUGUGAAAGCUGAAAAUGGAAUAUGCAAAGAAAUCUCUCAGCUUCUUAUCUCCCAGUUCCAUAUCCAGGUGUGUUUCAGCUAGUGCAUCAGCAACAUCACAACUGUUGAACAGUACUCCACAGCAAAGACCGUUCCGGGUGUGCAACUGGGAUCGGAGCCUCAAGAAGGGCAUCAUGGCUGCAGGUCUUCAGGAUUUAAUGGAUAAGGUUCAAGAAUCAUUACAUACAACAUCCAGUGCCUCUCUGCUACUGGAAGAGGAUGGGACAUGCGUUGAGACAGAAGAAUUCUUUCAGACAGUACUUGAUAAUACACUGUUCAUGGUGCUUGAGAAAGGACAGAAAUGGACACCAUCAGAGAACAGUGGCUUUCAUCUUGGAUUCACUGAUAAAUUGCGCAGAAGAAAAGAUGUUGCCAGAAUAACCUUUGACCUCUAUAAAGAAAAUCCUCAGGAUUUUAUUGGCUGCCUGAGUAUGAAAGCGACGCUGUAUGGAUCAUACUCUGUAUCAUAUGAUGUCCAAUGUGUAGGAGCAAAAAAAAUAAUGAGGGAAGCCUUGCGUUUGACGAUGUUCACAAUGCAAGCUACAGGUCAUGUGCUUCUUGGGACUUCAUACUAUAUGCAGCACCUGCUGGAUGAGGAUGAAACACAGGCAGCAGUCAAACCUCUCUGUGCACUUGAAUGAACUGUUUGCCCUACCUAACUUUUUUCCUGCCAAUGAACUUUAACCAGAGAGCUCAUGUUUGCUAUAGUUCUGUAGCAACAGCAUGAAAUCUCCCUGAAAGUAUGUCACUGCAAUGUGUUUAUGGUCAAUUUUUGUUCAAGAGUAUAUAAUCAGACCAUCUGGAUUGAUAUGGUAUGAAGUAAAAAAGUGUAAAUUACAUGCAUCUACUACUUUCAGGGUGUUCUACUCAAAUGAACUUGAAUGCAUCUGCUUUAUUGCACCAAUCCUGAACAAGAAGCUAUACUAGUGCAGGAUAACACUAAUUAGAAGUCAGCUCAGGUGUUGUGGAAUAAUUGCAGCCUGCAGUAUUGCAAUUAAUCUUCCAAGAAAGCUACUCACUUUCUGCAAAACAGACCCAGCCUAAUAUGUGCCCACUCUCUACAUUGCCUACAUCCAAGUAAAAGUAAACUUGUGCUAUUUAAGUGAUUAAAUGACUUGAGGAUAGUCGGGAAAACAGCACAUCACCAGUAAAGUCUGCAGACCGUAUUAGUUUUGUUCCUCCUUCCCUGUCCCCACCCUCAUUUUAACCUCCAGUGGCAAUAAUUCAGCCACAUGCUAAAACAAUGACUAAAUGACAACCUAACCUAUUUUGACUGCAAAAUGUGGAUAUUAACCCACUGACAGACUACUAUUUUCCCCAUAUGUCCUCUGGGUUUUAUUAUUCAGUUUCCUGUUGAGUGUCUUUUUUAUCGGCCAGCAACAUCAGGGAUCUGCCUUGCUUUGAGGGAAGUGAUGUUAUAAACAGAUACAACUGGAAAAAUGGAACUUGUUUAAAUGUGGCUGAUGUCAUUAUGCACUAUAAUUAAAAUGAAAAACUUGCAACUGAACUCCAGUUCUCUUGCAAUCCAUGUUACCUAAGCACUAAAGUAAAUGUAUAAAAUUGAUUUCAGUUGAAUGAAAAUGGUUGUAAUUGCAAGAUAUUUAUUAAAACAAAUCUUGACUAUAUUGUGACUUGCUGAAAACAACUACA
Molecule: messenger RNA, 1910 nt
Organism: Rhincodon typus (whale shark)
Lineage: Eukaryota; Metazoa; Chordata; Chondrichthyes; Orectolobiformes; Rhincodontidae
Gene: cidec
Product: cell death inducing DFFA like effector c
Exons: 7
Coding region: 236-901 (221 amino acids)
Biological process (GO): regulation of apoptotic process; apoptotic process
Source: RefSeq, a predicted model, not a curated record